Molecule: messenger RNA, 2313 nt
Organism: Cordyceps militaris CM01
Lineage: Eukaryota; Fungi; Ascomycota; Sordariomycetes; Hypocreales; Cordycipitaceae
Product: G-patch domain protein, putative
Exons: 5
Coding region: 1-2313 (770 amino acids)
Biological process (GO): mRNA splicing, via spliceosome
Cellular component (GO): nucleus
Molecular function (GO): RNA binding
Source: RefSeq, a predicted model, not a curated record
AUGGCCGACCGUGCUCCAGUGACCGCGACGCAGAUCGAGCAUUCGACCACCACCAAGUCAGACGAGACGACAACUCGCGACCGCGGCAGGAGAGAUGCGCAACACGGUACAUUAUAUGAAGAAGAUCCGCGACAUCACGGCCGCCAUGGCAACAUUAGUGGUGGUCAUGGCCGAGAGCGCCAGCAGCGAGAAUAUACGCAGGACGACUAUGAAGCCAUGUACGACGAGGAACCUCGCAACGACACCCGCCCUAUACGCUACGGCGAUGAAAUGGAUACUGUCAAUAGCGACAGACCAGGCGAUCGAGACGAGCUACCGCAUCGCUCACGCUCCGGGGGCGGAUACCGAAGUCGCUCGCGGAGUCCUGGCCGCGACGCGGGCCGACCUUCAGACACUGUGAUUCUCGAGGGGCUUCCACGCAGUAUUUCACAGAAUGAGCUUCGUGAAAGUCUUCUGAGCCAUUCAAUUGCCUCAGAGAGCCCGACAUUUGAUAUCCGUAUACCGUCGUCCAAGGGUCAUCGUCGUGCCUUUAUUCAGUUUGAUCAUGUCGAUCGUGCUAUUGAUUUUGUUCAAGAGCACUAUCCAAAACUCAUCAUCCAUUUGAGGCAUUCAACUGAUGAGGCACCAGACGGCCAGUUCACUGCAUACUUGCAUUAUGCACGAUCCAGAGAUGAUGCCGAGGCACGAGCUCCCAAUGCAGAUUGGAUCUGUCCUCAGUGCGCGGCUUCAAACUUCGCUACUAGAAGCGUUUGUCGCGGCUGCGGAUGCUAUCCCUCUGGUGUCCACUGGGAACACAGCCUGACCGGGGCUGCCGAUGUCGCAGACUCUCCGUCCCAGAUUCUUGUUGUUUUCCCUCUUCCGCCAUUUGUUGACGAGGAGAUGCUUGGUCGAGAAAUGAAGCGACUCGAGCUGGAAAGGGCCGAGCCCGUGAAAACAGGCGGCGAUGCACCCAAGCUCAAAUCAACCGCUCCGACCAGCACGGGGCAAGGAUUUGGCGCCUCACAAGGCUCAUUGCAUAGAGUUUUUCUCAUGCGCGAUUCGCAAACGAACGAAUCCUUCAGAUAUGGGUUUGCCGAAUUCUGGACCGUGGAUGACGCCGCGUCCGCCGUGAAGAAAUACACCCUGGCCCGAAACUUUAGUAUAGCUGGUUGCGCUGUGAAUAUCUCCACGAUUCAUAUGGGUGUCUUCUUGCAAGAUGAUAAAGAGCCGACUCCUGCGACAGAAAAAAUGUCUUUCCACCCACUCUUCAACCCAUCAAUACGAGUUCGCUACAGGGAUGACCAUGUCUACCCCAGUCAGAUGAUCGUUGCGCCCGAGGCCCCAGCAAGUAUCCAAGAAAGAGCAGCUACCAAGGAGCAAGAUGAGUUGAAGCGAGCAAAGAAGCGCAAGGCUGACGGCAAUCUCGGAAACUCUGCCAAAAAGCCCCCUGUCAUGGCUGGGAAAAUGGCAAUGUGGCAGCGUAAGCAUGACGAGAUUCGCGCCCAGGUUGACCCUCAAGAGAGCUCAGCUAGGAGUAUAGAUGGACCCAAGUCUCAACCAUCAAAGCUCUCCUCAGCCAACGCGACUAUCAAAAUAUCGCUUUCCUCCGCAUCCAAACUGAUUGGUCAGCCCGAUGCACAGCCUGCAGAGGCCGCGGCAGAGACCCUGGUGCCUUUGCCAGGAGAUGAUACAGAAGCAACUCCGGAGUCAUAUAUGGACCGAGACCGGCUGAUGUGUCUCAUUUGUAUGCGUAAAUACAAGUCUACUGAUGAAGUCAGCAUCCACGAACGGUCGCGAAAUCACAAGACAGCCAUAGGAGAUCCAGGCUUAGUCAAGGCCGCAUUACCUCGUCUCGCUGUUCGAGAUAAGCGGUUACAAAAGCUGGGCAAGUCGGCGGAGGUAUCUGACUCGGGCAGUAUGGGCGACAACUCUGCUGCCGCCGACAAACAGUAUCGUGACCGGGCUAGAGAGCGACGUGAAGCAUACAGGCAGCCAAAGAAGCCAGCGCCGCAGCACGAUCCCUUGAAAGACAAGCCCGAGACCCCGUCUGCUCCUGCUGCUUCUGGUGCUCCUAUUCCGCCUGCUGCAUCCAAAGGUGCGAACCUGCUCGCGAAAAUGGGAUGGACCGCCGGCGCAGGGCUCGGUGCGAAUGGUGAGGGACGGACCGAUGUCAUUGAGACCAACGCAUACCAAGAGGGUGUUGGCCUCGGCGCCGAAGGUAGUAAUUUGGGUGACGCAGCUGAACGUGCAGGCCGCCAGACGCGAGGAGGUUAUGCCGAGUAUGUUAGUUCUGUGCAGGACAAAGCUCGGGAACGGUACAACAAGCUCGAAUAA